Acinonyx jubatus (cheetah) is the source of this 10009-nucleotide messenger RNA. RefSeq names its product doublecortin domain containing 1 (gene DCDC1). NCBI's taxonomy places the organism in Eukaryota, Metazoa, Chordata, Mammalia, Carnivora, Felidae. Gene Ontology annotation, molecular function: microtubule binding. Gene Ontology annotation, biological process: intracellular signal transduction; regulation of mitotic cytokinesis. Bases 341 to 5599 code for a protein of 1752 amino acids. The record is from RefSeq and is a predicted model, not a curated record. The transcript has 40 exons.
AAACUUACCAAACUUCUUACAGUACUUCGUACCCACGCCUCGCCUGCAGCCUGCCAAAACCCGGAACCGGCUUCUCCUUCCGCCGGAAGUCAUUGCUCUGACGUGACUACGUUUCUAGUCGAGCUCUUAUGGCCGAGACACCAAGCAAGAGGCGCUCCGCCCUCCUGGACGCGGUCGCUAUGGUAACCAGUCUCUGCUUCCAAGGAGUUUACCAGCACAGUAAUCAUCAGUGAACAUUCAUUGAGGUGGAGCAAGGCAAUCCACUAAGCUGGAGAGACAAAGAGGACCACUCUGACUUAUCUGUGAACUUUCCAAUUACCUUGAAAUUUGAAACCUUGUGAUGAUCUCUUCCAACCAUCUGAAAAUGGCAAAAAGAGACACAGAUGAUCAUGGAGCAUCCGUUUCUCAGUCUUCUUUAUCCCCCUUGACUAAAGCCAUGAAGGCAUCACAGCAGAGCAGCACCAAAGGCACCUUCAGUGGAGAUACCGUUCACCCAAUUUGCAAAUGUAUUUCAAAAGAUUUACCAAGAGAUGCAGAGUUCUCUUCUGUAAAAUUUCAGCCGGCCCACAAUUGGCAGAGAUCAUGUCAAAGACACAAACUUCAUCCCAGAGUGAUUACAGUAACAGCUUACAAAAAUGGAUGUAGAACAGUCUUUGCGAAAGUUAUAGUACCAACCAUCACCUUGUUGCUGGAGGAGUGCACAGAAAAGCUGAAUCUGAACAUGGCCGCACGACGAGUGUUCUUGGCAGACGGCACUGAAGCCCUCAAACCUGAAGAUAUACCCCAUGAAGCCGACGUUUAUGUUUCAACAGGAGAGCCCUUUUUAGAUCCAUUCAAAAAAAUUAAAGACCAUCUGUUGUUAAUGAAGAAAGUAACUUGGACAAUGAAUGGCCUGAUGUUUCCUACUGAUGUCAAAAGACAGAAAACCAAGCCUGUUCUUUCUGUUAGAAUGAAGAAACUCACUGAGAAGACCUCAAUCCGAAUUCUGUUCUUUAAGAAUGGCCUGGGGCAAGAUGGGCAUGAGAUCACAGUGGGAAAGGAAACAGUGAAAAAGGUUUUAGAUACUUGCACAAUGAGAAUGAACCUAAAUUCACCAGCCAGAUAUCUUUAUGAUUUGUAUGGCAGAACAAUUAAAGAUAUUUCAAAAGUACCUCUGCUUGAAAAAUGCCUGCAAAAUUCCAUCACACCUUUGCGGGGACCAGUUUGGGUCUCUAAGGGAGAAGGUUUCAGCCCCUCAGGAGCUAAGAUGUACAUCCAAGGAGUUCUUUUGGCCUUGUACCAACGACUAAAGUCUGCAAAAAAAUAUUAUAAACAGUUGAACCUGGCUAUAGAUGAACAGAAAGAGAAAAUUACCAAAAAAAUAAUUCUUUCAAUAACAGCGAAGGAACACCAUAAGGCACAAGAAGAAGUGAGCAGGCUGAUUGAUGAAUUGCAGACAGCUAUCAAAAGCAACAGAGGUCAUCUCUCAAAACUUGGCCCCCAAUUACAGGCUGAGCAGGAGCAAUUCUCCUCUUAUGUCUACCAACACAUUAAAAGCCUUCCAGCAAACACUCUUAUCCCGGGAGGCCUGCAGCUCAAGAUAUUUGAAAAUGGUAAAGACACUGGAGAGAUCUCUGUUUGUAUCAGCAAAAAAGACCUGGAGUCUAGUAGCCCAACACAAACUGGUGAUAUGAUGGAAAAACUACUUCUCAAGAUCCAUCAGAGGCUUCAAGGAUCUCCCACCAACCCACUAGGCCUCAAUUUUUCUUCAAUCCGGCUUUUUGAUGAGCAUGGUCAAGAAAUUAAGAAUCCACUUUUGCUGAAGAAUGAACAAAAAAUUUGGGUCUCUUACGGUAAAGCAUACAGAUCUCCACUAAACCCUGUUUUGAGUCUGACCUUUGACCAGGUGACUGCAUUUGACAGAGAUGGCAUUACAGUUGCAUAUAAAACCUUCUUGGAUCCUAAUGCUGUUCUCCUACCUGGAUGUGACAAUUGGGAAGUUUGUGAAGGAUUCCCAGUUAAUUUCAAUGGUACCAGUCAACAGAUACCUGAUCAAUUUGAAAAGGUGGACUUGGAGAACCAUUUCCUACAGAACAAGGCGGAUCCCAAUAUUGUCCUUCAUGCCUCUGUUUCCAUCAGAAAGCGGAGCUCCUCAAGCAGGGAAGUAAGCAGUGGAAGUCAGAUGUCUCCAUCAACCCUGUGGCCUGCAGCUAGUGUUUGGCUGAUCACGAAGACUGGAAUGAUCCUGAGCCGGGCGAUAACACAGGGCUGCCUGGCUAUUGGUCACCCAAUCACAGUCAAGCCUGCCGAGGGAACAUCACUAGAAGGGUACAAAUUAAUCCUACAGAAAAGACAUAAAGGAGAUAAUUCUCAGAAGUGGGUGUUUGGAACUGACAGCUGCAUUUAUUCUAAGGCUUAUCCUCAGUUUGUUCUGACCUACCUGGAGGAACUAAAUGCACAAGUGGAUGUGACCCAGACAGAGUAUCACAUUCACCAUGGUGCCCGGACUAAAGCUCAUCAUGGUAGCAGCUUAGCAGAAGAGGUUCUGGAAAAAAGUGCCAGCAUCCCUGGUCUGAAGCAACUGCCAGAGCCUUCAGACACCCAUUUAAUGCCAGAAGGUUCUCUUGGGGAGACAAGGCAGCUGACGGUGGCACUGGUGAGGAAACUGGAAGAGAAACAUCCUAAGGCUUCUGCUCAGAGGUGGGCCAUAAAACACGAAGGGACUAAUAAACCGGGCCAGUGGAAACAUUCCAGAGUUGAAAAUCCUCUCUGGAACAAGCUUACCUACAUGUGGCCAGUUCUUCCCAGUGGCCAACUUAAUAAGGAGUUUGAUUGGCCAAUAGAAGGAUUGCUGAUUCCAAACAGUCCUCCCAUGAAGAAAUCCAUCUGUAAGACCCCAGGGCCACCUGUCCCUGUGAGGCUGAGAGUUUUGCGGAAUGGAGACAAGAAUAAAAACAGAGCCAUUGUUCUAAUCAGUCCAGAUGUCUCACCUGGACGGAAAAUUAUAAAUGUUGACACUGAAAGGAAAAAGAAUGUGAAAAACUACAAUACUAAAUAUCCUGUAACAGAAAUAAUCCAGACUGAAUUUCACCAACUUUUGGAGAGGUGCACCGAAAUUUUAAAUUUACCCUCUGCAGCUCGGAGAUUGUUCAAUGAAAAGGGAAAGGAAAUCUUUGCCCUAAAAGACCUCCGAAGGGACGAAUUGGUAUAUGUUUCAUGUGGAGAACAUUGGAUCAAUCCUGAUGUGUCCGUUGUUCAGCAAAAGAAGCAAAUCUUCCUGAGGAACUUAGCAUCAGAUAUUUCUAAAAUUCAAACUUUCUGCAGCAUACAUAAGAUAGAGGCUCUUGUUUUAGAAGUGCAAAGUGACAUUGUGUCUGGAGCCAAGCUUGCUGUGCAUAAACCUGUAGCAAUUUUUGGAGAAGAAAAGCAAAUUAUGGGACCAAAGGAAAAGCAAAUGGAAAAAAAUGCUUUAACAAUGGAAAAUGCUUCCAGUGAAAUUCUAGAUUCACAUGCAAGAGCCCAUCUUCGAAUGAAAGCUUGUCACACACUUCCCAGAUGUGCCUGGCAGGAAACUCCUCAUGACUUUGAUGAGGAUGACAGUCUUACAAAGAAAAUGGAAGAAGAACUCUUUGAAAAUGUGGAACCACAGAAGAAAUACAGCUAUUCUCCAAAGCAGAAUAAAUUGCAGAAGCUUUGCCACCAGCAGUUUGAAUACAGAGAUGAGCAAAUUAUAUGCCAUGCUGCUCCUCAGUUAGUUUUGGGAGUAAGAGGUCCUGAUCUGCGUUCAGACACGGAGGUAGUUUUGGUGGAGAAAAAAGUGGGUGACAGUCAUCAACGAUGGAUGCACAAGGAAGGCAGCAGGACCUUUCACCUGGUGAGUAACCCGGACCUUGUGCUGGCAGUGUCUAUGACCAAAGCAAGAAAUGAAGUCUGUGGCUAUCCAGUUAUUGUUCAGCAAUAUAAACCUUAUAACAAUGGGACUUCCAAUCAAAAGUGGAAUUACAUGGAAAAUAUCAAAGCUUUCAUGGCCUUUCAUAGCACUGCACUUGAUAAGGAAAUCACAGCAGCAAAUUAUGCUGGUAUUUGUACAUCCUCUGUGAUUAAAGAGGAAAACAUUGAUCAACCAGGAUACUGUUAUCUCUCACCCACUGGAAAGAGGAAAAUUGUGCUCUGCUUAGCGUGUGGACGAUCCAUGAGAGCAGAGAAGGGGUUGAAGCAGUCGCUUCCAGGGCUGCCGUUCCUCUGUGCCUCUGGCUCCAAGACCCAGAAGCCCUUCUCACGAGGGCCUUUCAAGGUCAUCAGUGUGGCAAAGGCUGAUUUAUCUUCUUAUGAGGCUGAGAAAACACUAAGUUAUUAUGAAGAACGUCUAUUAUCUUUACGGAUGAAGACCUGCACACAAGUUGUAUCUCAUGGUGGUCUAGCAGCUGUGCACCAGAAGGCAGUGAAAAUAAUUGCAUACAAAAAUGGAGAUGGAUAUCGAAAUGGAAAGUUAAUUGUGGCUGAAACAUUCCCCACACUUCUUACAGAAUGUACGGAGCAACUUGGUCUUGCCAGAGCAGCAUCCAAAGUUUAUACCAAAGAUGGAACCACAGUCCUUUCCUUACGUGACUUGGUUUUAUGGGCUCUGGAUGAAUCUUUCAUCCAGAGAAAUGCUGAGGAACCAAAGAAAGAGGCAGCCUCUGUUGGGACAAAAGAAGCAACUAUUAAAAGUAUGAAAGAAAACCCAAGAACAAAAGAGAAAACCACAUUAUUUCCAAAGUCUGUGACAUCUGAUAGUUUGGAUGGUGUAGAUAAGUCUUUGCUCACCCUCAUCCUCAGAAAUCCCAUUGCCAUCUGGGUAUCUUGUGGUGAACCAUUUCUAUCUCCAAAUGCUUUGCAGAAAGUAGAAAAAUUAGAAAAACAGAACUGGCUAAGAAAGGACAAAAUUUUGGCUGAUCUAGACACCAUGAAACACAAAAUGAGACAGUUAAAAGGGCGGCGAGUAGCAGCAUGUCAGCCAGCCGCCAUGGUUCCCAACAAAAACCCUGUGCAGCCGGUGGUGAUGGAAGGAGGAUGGACCGAGAAGACUCAAGAGGAAAUUAAACUCAUGGAGCUCAUAAGACAUACAGAGGAGCACCUUUCUGCAGUUCAAGAACUGCAAUCCAAAAGAAAUUCUACAGUUGAAACUAAACGUAUAGCACUCGUUCAGAGCAGGCUGUACAAGCAGCCCAAUGCAAAACGAGUCUGGAUUUAUCCAAAUGGAGGCAGACCUGAAGAUGGUACUUACGCCUGGGGCAAAACUAUUUCAGAGCUGCUGGAUGACUGUUCCUCUCGUCUCAAAAUGGUCCACCCAGCCAGAACACUGCACACCCCGGAUGGAGAACCAAUUUACUCGUGGGAUGACAUAGAGAGAGACAUGGUCAUCUGCGUAUCCACAGGACGUGGCUUUAUAACCCAAAAGAAAUUAAAGCAACUGAUGGAGAUCAGAGCAAAUUAUGCCAGAAUCCGAAGGCAGCAGGGCCCUCAAGCCACAAACAUUGUGGUGUCACGAUCUGAAAAGCUGCAAUUUCCGGAAAGAAAACUUCCUUCACCUACCUGUAAUCAGAAGACUGACAGAAAGACCAAUUAUUCAGAUUGCUGAAGACUCAAAUUUAGGAAAAUCCCCUUUUAUAAAAGAAAUCUGUGUGGUUCAUUUAAAAAUUUAGUCCUAAAAUUUAUCUUUUAAAAUAAAUUGAUUUCUCAUAGACUGAUUUUGAAAAAUUACCAACACUGAUAAAUCAGCUACAAGCUAUCUAUAAAUUAGUAAGAAGACAUAUAAUCAAAGGCAGCAUUAGCCAUAGAGACUUCAUAUUCCAGUGAAAUCUUGCAUAUAUUGUCUAGUUUUUCCAGUCUGUAGAGUGGCCUGUUGGAAAAAGUUGCAUAUAUAUUGAACACAUAUUUUGUCUCCCCAACUGGACGGCAAGGGCCUGGAGGGCAGGGACCCUUGUUUUUAUUGACUUGGGACAGGGCUGUACCCAUAAGGGCUCAGUGAUAAUGCCCAGCAGUCCCACUGCCAGAGCAACAUAAUGGGCAGUUGAGAUUCAGCUCUCUUCCACUCUUGUGCUAGACCACAAACUGAAAUUACAACAGGACAGUGGGAACAGAGGAUCUGCUUUAUAGAUUUUCAUUUCAGUCAGCUGUUCAGGAGCUACAUGCUCAGAGUCAAAUUAAAUCGAGUUAUAGUUGAAUAGUCCUUUCCGCUCUUCAGAGACAAGAAACGCUUCUCAAAAUUGUGCAAAUGAAAUAAAUGUGAUUGUGUAAACUAGGCAUCUUAUAUUCUUAAAAAAUUAUCUUUAAUGAUUAUACAUUUUGGUUUAAGAUGCCAAGUUUAAAAAAAAAUCUAAAAAUGAAGUGAAAUUACUUCUAUAUGAAUUGACAACAUUUAAAACCUCAACAGACUUUGUAAAGGAAUUCUCAAACUGUUUUGGUUCAUAUGCUACCUUAGAGAAUCUUGAAAAAACCAUAAACUUACAAAGUGCACAUACAAAAAAAUAAGCUUUUUUUUUUCAUAUCAUUUCACAGAGUUCACAGACCAACCUGAAGAACAUCUGUAAAGAACUUCUGAUAUAAGGGAAGAUAUUUCUUUUUAAAAUUUUUUUUAAUGUUUAUGUAUUUUUGAGAGAGAGAGAGAUAGAGCGUGAGUGGGGAGGGACAGGGAGAGGGAGACAGAAUCCAAAGCAAGGAGGUGUCAGCAUAGAGCUGGAUGCAGGGCUUGAACUCACAAACCACGAGAUCAUGACCUGAGCCGAAGUCAGACGCUUAACUGACUGAGCCACCCAGGUGCCCCAGGGAAGAUAUUUCUGAUUUCCAUAAUUUAUAAUGUUUAGGGGACCUAGGAUCUAUACCUCUCAACGGAAGAUUUCAAAACAUAUGUCAGAUGAAACAGAUUCUAAGCUUCACUGUGGUAAUGUUCUCUUGUUAUAUUCAAAAACAAUAAACCACGAAGAUUUUUUAUCAUCUCUGAGUAUGAAUUUUGCAUCUAUGAAUCUUAAAUGGGAAAAGAGAAGGAAAUAUAAACUUCAAACAGUGUUGUUAAUUUGGGGCAUUCCUUGGAGAAAACACUUAUUACCUGGAAGAAAAAAAGCUAAUUAAGUCGACAUUUCUUACAAUCUCAAAACCAUUUUACUUGCUACUCUUAGAGGCAGAAGGGAAUACAUGCUGUUUCUCUUUUGUCUGUCAGGAGAAUAAUAGGGAACGCUGACAGGCCCAGCAGCCAGCAGCCCCAAUAGUGGAGACUCCGCAGAGGAGUGGCCUUGGAUGUCUGGAGCCUGCCUGGAAAUCACUGCUCCCUGGCUGCAGAGAAACAGAGCACCCUGGAUUGGAACUUCCAGCUGUCUGUACUUUUAAUGCACUUGUGCAUAACAGAGUGAUGUUUCCAAAGGUGCAGAUAACUUUCUGAUCGUUUUAUUCCGAGGCAUGUCACGACUAUACUUCAGUUGAUCACGUCAAAACUAACUGUACUCUGUCAGAAAUGAUGUUAAAAUGCCUUUUAAUUCUCUUUGAGGUAUUUGUUUAGAAGCCACCUUAAUAUUGUUGCAUUUUUAUAUGAAAAAUCUAUUGGAUUAUGAUUUAAUGUCUCUGUCCUUGGCUAGAGUUCUCAGAUUAGAAAGGGACUGGAUUUAGGAGCCCAAGAUGCCUCCAGAGCUGCUCUGUCUGUUCUCUGCUUUGUUCCCAGAGCCCAGCACGGUGCCUGGAACACAGUAGGUGCUCAUUAAAUCUUUGUUAAAUAUCAAAUGAGAAGCCGUGUUUCAACCCUGGCUGUGCUUCUUACCACCCAUGGGACAUAUCUUUUUUCUCAACUGUGAAAUGAGAAUACUAAUAUUUCCUUCAACCCACCAAAAGUUGUUUUUAGCAUCAGAUGAGAUAAAGCAUGUAAAAAUCAUUUUUCCUAAAGAAAAGAAUAAUCUUCAAAUUAGGCAUAUGAUCUCAUGUAGAUAUAAAAGAAGUUAUGUACCAUUGUACUAUUAUAGAGGAAAGAAAGGAGAUUACAGACUUAGAAUUCAAAUUCAAGUAUUAUUAUUUUAUAGAAUUUUAAUGGUGAAAUGAAGAAGGCGAGUGUUCAGAUGCUAGAAACGAGAGACCAACACACCCUGGGCCCUAAUGCAUCAAAAUUAUGAGCUUUCUUUAAUUCAUGUGCACAACCCAAGAUAGCUCAGAGUUGCCUGGUAGCCAGUAGGGGAGAGGUUGCAUGACAUUUAUGUAAGUUGGGAAGAAGGGACCCUCUGAUCCUCAAUAGAGAAGGGGGAAGCAGAUCCUUCAGUUGAAAGUUGGCAAAAUUAUUUUAAAGGGGUGCUAAUCACAUACUUUUAUAUGAUUGUGGUUCACUCGAGAAUUUAAGAAUCAAUGAAUACCCCAAAUCUAGAGGAAAUUUAUAUCAUUUGUUGAGGUAACAUAUGGAAUUUCUGGGAUCUGCUAGCACUGUUUUUGGGGCUGCAGCUAUAUUGCUGAAUGAGAAAGAGUCUUAGCUCUCAUGGACUUUACUGGCCUAGUGAAGGCACACAGUCAAAAAAAAGGGAGACAAAAAAUAGGUAAGAUAACAACUAGCGAUAGGUGUUACAAAGGAAAGAACCCUGGUUUUAUAGGGAUAGGAAGUAGCUAGACAAAUUGAUAUUUAAAUGCAUAUAGUUGUCAAAACAUAUUUGUUAUGGGAAUGAAUAAGUGAAUGGUGAUAUAAAAAAUAUCACAUGCAGAGGAUAAUAACUGUAAUUUGCUACUUUAGGAAGCACUCUUUUAAAUAGUUUGGGGAAGAGAGCAGUAGACUUGGAGUUAGUAAACAAGGAAUCAUCUCAGCUCUACUCAUCAAGCUGUGUGAUCUUGGGAAAUUCACCUAGGCUCUCUGUGUCCUGAAUAUAAACUAGAAAAUAUUAUCUGAUUCAACAGAAGACUCUCAACUUUUAGGUAUGCUGGCUUCUGACAGAGGCAAAGUGUAACAAAUUUUGAGAUGUGUUCUGAAAUGUUAUUGAAUUUAUCUGUCAGGGCCUCAGGGAAUUGCCAUCACCUCCACCAUCACCACCAGGGUUGUCAGGAGGGAAAGUGUUGCCCAGUAGGCAGGAGCACAGGUGCUAGAGGCAAUAAAUGUUAGGUAGGAAGCUACCUUCUACGUAUCAGACACUAUGUCGGUUCUUUACAUUCAUUAACCUGUUUAGUCCUCAACAAGUAUUAUUAGCUCCAUUUUGUAGAUCUGGAAACUGAGACACUAAUGUUAGGUAAACUGCCUGGGGUCUUACAGCUAAAAAAGGGCAGAGUGAAGCCUCACACUAAAAGCCAGGACGCUAAACCUCUAUACUAACCAUUGUCCAUUCAUUCAUUCUAGAAGUAUUUAUUUAUUGAGCACCCAUUAUGUACUAAGUAUUUGUUUGAUCAAUCUCAGUUGGGCAUGAAACAGAUAACCCUCCUUUGUGUCAAGAGAAAACAAAAUACACAGGAAAGAGAAAAAAAAGAAGUGAAUACAAAGUAUAUCCUACUAUUCCUUUGAUUGAACUUAGGAGAUGCACAUACUUUUUGCUACCACUCUCUGAGCUUCUGGAAUCUGUCUGUCUGCUCUCUGUUUGAACUUGGGUAAAUAUAAAGCUUAUAUUUUCCUCUGUUCCCUGAGCUUACAGAAUCCCAAAGCAUUUGGUUUAGAUUAAAUCCGUUGACCGAAGCAUUAUAAUUUGACUUCAACAUAGAUGAUCCCAUCACCCGUCGCCUUAUCUAACCUAACUGCUUAUUACAGUAACAGAGUACCCUAGUCUGGGGGCAGGGGCAGGCCUGGGGGAGAAGGUCACUCAGGUUUAGCAGCCACAUGUACACAGCAGGAUGGUAUCCUUUUAGAAUCAAGAGGGGUGGAUUCAUAAAACUCAAUCAGGAGCAUGUGUGCGUUUAUACAAGCCCCCCCCCCUUUUUUUGCCUGAAUCUAAAUUAUAGAGAUUUUAAUAGCUCCAGUAAUUAGACAAGUAUGCAGUCAACCCCAUUAUGUUCCUGUGUAAUAUCACACUCCCUAGGGCCCACCUUCCCUGCUUGCUGGGCUCCC